GAGGUGGAAAUCUAGUUCUGAAUAACACAUAGAUUUAAUACACCUUCUUUAGUGAUAAACAAACUGGGUGUUUCAUUGUUUCUUAAUACUGGAAAUCCAUUUCCAGGGCCUAAACUUGCAACACAUAAUCAGGUGAGGAGUCCUUAUUCAUGCAAAAAAUUCCAUUGACUCAGUGAGUCUCCUUGCGUACGUAAGGGUUUGAUAGAUCAGGGAUUGGAAGCUGCUGAAGAGGGUAAAGAAAAGUGCAGCUGGGAUUAUAGUAUAUAAUAAAUUGAUGACGUUCUAAUAUUUUGUUUAUAUUGUCUCUCUCAUUCCAUUCUUAACUUUAAGAAUUUGUAUGAUCUGGAAAAUAGGUGCAGUUCUACUGAUGCUUGGGACUGGGGGAAAUGGACAAGACAGGACAUGAGUUAGUUAACAUAUAUAUUUUAUAAAAACAUUCAGUAGCGUGUAUGUUUUUAAUACGCAGUCUUGGCUUAUAAAAGGUGCCUUCUUUGCAUGUUCCAAGACAUAAUGGCCCUGACAAAUGGCCAUAUCUCACACCCCCUUUUGUAUGAGCAGCAGACAGAACUCCCCCGGGUUGAGCAGAUACGGGGUAUACAGCUUUUUCAGCAUCAGACACCCCACCACUGCCACCCAGGACUCCAUAGAAACUCUUCUAAGCGUGCCCACUGAGCUCUUCCAUCACAGAGUCUCGGUAGGGGAUGUACAAAGCAGCUCUAGGCAGAGCAGUUUGGGGCAAUAAUAACUGCUAGGCAGUUCCCUUUUUAGCUAUUGACCAGCUGCAGGGGAGCUAUCACAAUGGCAGCUACCAGAGCCAGGCAGAUGUAGAGGGAGGCCAAUAUAGGUAUGUGGAGGAGCAGUCUUCCAUGCAGGAUAUCUCUGCCUCUGCAGAUAGGGGGUUCCCUUCCUGGUGUAUCUGUGAGAUUAUAAUACCUUUCCCCCUGCUUGCUCUGUGCCCCUCCAGGUUCUUAUCACUUGAGAGGACAAUUUCCUGACAGAUGUGAAGUUUGGUUUUCAUUUGCCAUUGGCCCCUCUCUGUUUGGCCCAAAAUUAGAAAUCACAAUAUAGGUGUCAUAUUCUUUUAAGACAUUUGAUGAGAAAAGACUUGCUGGGUUCUCAAGUGCUGGAACAUUUAAGGUUUAUAUGCAUUUACUUUCCUAGAAAAAAGUUAAUUUUAAAACAUUGAAUAGGGGUGAGCACUGAGAGAACCAAUGGAAGUACAGGCACGUGGAUGUACUCUGUGUUCACACUUGGCUCUAGCCUGACACUGUGAAAAGACCUGAUUUUCCUAGAACAAGCGUAAGACGUCUGGUCCCCAGUCAAAUGCCUUUCAGAUCUAUGGAUUUAUGUUCUCCUCGCCCUAUCCAGUGUGAUGAGGAAAGGGGCAAAUGGUGGUUUCUUCUCAGAAAAUGGCUGGCCAACAAGUUCUUCCCCAAGCUUUGUCUCUGAGCAAUAUGCUGAAAGCCGUGAAGAUUAGGGAGAGAAUUCCUGAAGACCUUGUCAAACCCGCCAAUGGAAUAAUUCAUCACUUUAAAACGAUGUACAGAUAUACAGUAGAAAUGUUCAGAAUGUGCCAGUUUUGUCCUCAGUUUCGGGAGAUCCUUCAGAAAGCUUUAAUUGACCGAUCCACCCAGAGCUCACUGGAACAUCAGAGGAAGCUGAACUGGUGCAGGGAAGUUAGGAAACUUGUGCCGUUAAAGACUAAUGGUGAUGGUAAUUGCCUCCUGCAUGCUGCAUCCCAGUACAUGUGGGGUGUUCAAGAUGUUGACCUGGUCCUGCGGAAAACACUGUUCAGCGCUCUGAAGGAAGUGGAUACGCACAACUUUAAGCUUCGUUGGCAACGAGAGACACUUAAAUCACAGGAGUUUGUAGAAACAGGACUCCACUAUAACACCAGGAACUGGGAAGAGGAAUGGGAGAACCUCGUCAGAAUGACAUCCACAGAAACAUCAGUGGCCCGAAGCGGGUUUCAGUACAAUGCGCUGGAAGAAAUCCAUAUAUUUGUCCUUGUUAACAUCCUCAGAAGGCCGAUCAUAGUUCUUGCAGAUAAAAUGCUGAGAAGCUUGGAGUCUGGUUCAAGCUUUUCCCCACUGAACGUCGGUGGAAUUUACUUGCCUCUCCAUUGGCCAGCUGAAGAAUGCUAUAGAUAUCCUAUUGUCCUGGGAUAUGACAGUAUGCAUUUCACAUCACUGGUCACUCUGAAGGACAGUGGGCCAGAAAUCCGGGCUGUCCCACUGGUCAGCAGUGAACGAGGCAGGUUUGAAGACUUGAAGGUGCACUUUCUGAUGGACAAUGAGGAGAUGAGAAAGGAGCAGCUACUGAAAGAGUACCUGAUGGUGAUAGAGAUUCCGGUGCAAGGCUGGGACCAUGGUACAACUCAUUUAAUUAAUGCUGCAAAGUUAGAUGAAGGCAACUUACCCAAAGAUAUAAAUCUGGUGGAAGAUUACUUUCAACUGGUCCAGCAUGAGUACAAGAAAUGGCAAGAGAACAAUGAGCCUAUUACGAGGGAGACCUCCACCAGGAAUAGACUGGAACUGUCCUUACCUCAGCUGUCUCUUGUAGAGGUAAAAUGUGAAACUCCCAAUUGCCCCUUCUUUAUGUCUGUGAACACCCAGCCCUAUUGUCAUGAGUGCUUUGAGCAGAGGCAACAGGGAAAUAAACCAAGGAGACCAAGCACCAAAACAGGAUCUGAAAAGCCACGGACAACUGGAGCAGGCUCAUCUAGGGUUGAGUUUUGUGAGCCCGGGGGAGGGCUAUCUGAGGAGCCAGUGACAGGGCCUCAUUCUGCUCCUCCAACAGCUCCAAGCCUUUUUCUGUAUAGUGAAACCACUGCUAUGAAAUGCAGGACUCCAAACUGCCCUUUUACGUUAAAUGUGCAACACAAUGGACUCUGUGAACGCUGCCACAAUUCCAGACAGCUCAGUCCUUCUAACAACUUGGACAACCUGCGACAUUUAAACAGUGUGACAUGUAAAAUCUGCCUUCAGGACACGAACAGGACCUUUAAUGGCAUCUGCAGUUCUUGUCUCAAAAGGACUACAGAGCUGUCAAUUGCCCAUCCUGGCUUCCUGCCUACAUUCCAUCAGAGAUCUCACUCUGACCCUUCACAGCUAUCGCAGAGCCUCCUUCAGCAUUCCUGUCAUGCAGCACCCAGCAACGAGCUGCCUUCCGCAGUAAUGCUUCAGGCUGCUCACAAUUCGGAGGAAAGGAAUGGAAGUAGCCAGUGCAGAAAACCUGGCUGCAAGUUUUUUGGGACUCCUCAGAAUGAAGGCUUUUGCACUCUAUGCUUCUUUGAGUACAGGGAAAACAAUGGCAGUGCCUCACUACUUCAUCAGAGAAGGUCUCAAAGGAAUUCUCCGGCUUCUGGACAGCCUGGGACCUCUGCUGCCACAUUCCAUAACACCAUUUCCUGCCUGGGGCGAGAAUGUGGCACCCUGGGCAGCACUAUGCUUGAAGGGUAUUGUCAGAAAUGUUUUAUUGAAGCACAGACUCAGCGAUUCCGUGAAGCCAUAAGGACUGAACAGCUAGUGGGACAAUCUGAAAGAACUGGGCAACACAGAGACUCACAGGUAUCAACAGUGGGGAGCCAAAAGCGAAAGUGUGCCACGACUUCUUGUAGGAACAACUUAGCCUGCAGAAACGAUGAGCUGUGUCAGGAGUGCCAGCGAGUUCAGUCUGGGAAUCCUAGAGGGCCAGCUGCAGAAGAGCCUCCGAAACAGCGCUGCCGAGCCACUGGCUGUGAUCAUUAUGGCAAUAAUAAGUGCAAUGGCUACUGCAAUGAAUGCUACCGGUUCAAACAGCUGUAUGGCUAGCAGAGAAGUGCUGGCAAAGAGCAAGGAAGCAACAUCUGCUUCUACCUCGCUGAAAUGGUGCUAUGUCCAAAACACUUAAGAGGCCAGCCAUGGCACGGUCCAUUUGAACCGUGUGACAUAUAUAUGGCUUUAGGGGGAAAAUAAGCUGUCUGGUUUUGUACAUAUUUACGUCCAUGAGUAUGAAUAAAUAUCCACUUAAUACAAACACUGCAUACAUGGUCCAAUGAGAAGUCAGUUUGCUUUCUGCACAGAGGAAUCUUGCAGGAAUGAUCUGCUAUAAUGCUGACUCCAAACUCCCUCUCCUCUCGGAUUUAAAAUUCCUAGAGUGCAUACUGUGGCAAAGUAAAGCAUUUGAAUACAGAGGACUUUGCCUCUGCACUAAUACCUCCUCUGCACCUUGUCAGAACUGAUCAUUCAGAGUGCAAGAACGUUCAACCAAUGUCUGAGAUGCAGAGCUUCUUGAAUUGGCCUGAGUCAGUGUUUUGCUCAGUGUGAGGCUGGCCUUUCUUGAGAAGACUCCAUUCUCGUCCAGGGGAGUCUGGUGCAAGCUGGGGGUGAGGACAUAGAUAAGAAAUUUGUUUUUGCUUGCUUAGUUGCCUUUGUCUAAGAGCUCUGUCUUGCAUGUAGAGUGUUCUGGUUGGUUCUGUGUUUGCUGAGCCCUGGGCAGAAAGAAGUCAGAAAUGAAGGACAACUCGCGGCCUUCCCAGUCAACAUGUUUAACCAAUGUACCUCCUUUCCAAAACCCAAAAAUAAUAGGGACCCAAUGAGUAAGCCUAUGACCAUCAGCUACAAUUGCAUUUACAUGAAGGGAGGCCUGAACACUCCCCUCCCCAUCCCCUAGGGAAGGAAAUGCCACCACAAGGUAUGAGAAACAGCCCUAGGUUUCAGUGCUGCUGCCAAACUGACCCUGUCUGCUUUGGUGUAGGAGGAAGCACAUUGCAGUCAGAGCUGUGCAAGCUGCUCUUUUCUUAUUUUAUUGCCCCCCCCCCUUUUUCUGGCAUCGAGGGCCUGAUCCUGCAACAUGACAAGCGCCUCUUGUGCAGCAGUCAGAACGAUCACCUCCUGUUUUGGGAGUUAAGGGCACAACACAUCUCAGGAUUUGGCCCUGAUUAUCUCUGCAGUUGCUGCUCAGAUAUUUUUAUGCCUUCCAGGGUAUCUGUUUGUUCAGCUGAAGGACUUUUUUAUUUUUGUAACACUUGGUUUUCUACAGCGGCAGAGUAUCCUGGACAAAAUAUAUACAUACAAUCAUUCAUGAGAUCCAGCCCAUGCCCUGCAGCUGAGAGACCAAUUCUGCCGCUUACUCUUUCAUAUGUUAGAGAUUACUUUGUAACCAACCCCAAAAUGUAAGGAAGGUUUUAAAAGUAAGCUCCACGGUACACAACAGUAGCCACUUUUAUGGCUCCUGUAGCUGCUGUCCAUGUUUAAUGAUUGCAAGUUUGUAUCCCUCCUGGUUUUAGAGUGAGGUUUGGAUUUACAUUUGCAGGAAUGGUAUGGCCUGGCUUUUGUUGCUGCUGUUUGAGGUUGGAAAUCAAAGGGAGCGUUGCCAUGGACUUCAGUGGGGCCAGGAUUUCACUCCUGGAGUUCAGGCCUCCACUUCUCAAGCUACAUUUCUUUCUCUAGCAAACUUGCCUUGUUUCCUCUGAUUUUCAUCCCACCCCAUCCCUGAGUUUUUCAGCUUUUAUUGCUGCUAUUAUUUUGGAGGAAGCACCAUGCACAACAGCUGCUCUGAUCUACUUUUCAAAUGGAAUCUUUUGCAACUGUGUCCAACCCAAAACUACUCGUUACUGAACUUCUUUAUAUAUAUUUGUGAACUUUUACAAUAAAUGUGAAACUGUUAAGAUAUUUAUAUUAUUCAAAUUAUGUAACUUGAAAUUUGCACAUUUUAGGAAUUUUUUUAGUAUAAUAAUUUACUCAUUGAAUUUCACAAACGUCGACUAAGUAAAUGUAUAACUGCAAAAAAAAAUUCUCCAAUAUAAAGAAAUAAAUUAUUGAAGGAUUAA
Molecule: messenger RNA, 5812 nt
Organism: Chelonia mydas (Green sea turtle)
Lineage: Eukaryota; Metazoa; Chordata; Testudines; Cheloniidae
Gene: TNFAIP3
Product: TNF alpha induced protein 3
Exons: 9
Coding region: 1389-3812 (807 amino acids)
Biological process (GO): protein K33-linked deubiquitination; protein K29-linked deubiquitination; positive regulation of Wnt signaling pathway
Cellular component (GO): nucleus; cytoplasm
Molecular function (GO): zinc ion binding; cysteine-type deubiquitinase activity; DNA binding
Source: RefSeq, a predicted model, not a curated record